Messenger RNA from Vigna radiata var. radiata (mung bean), 4115 nucleotides. RefSeq lists its product as uncharacterized. The record is from RefSeq and is a predicted model, not a curated record. Gene Ontology annotation, cellular component: mitochondrial outer membrane. NCBI's taxonomy places the organism in Eukaryota, Viridiplantae, Streptophyta, Magnoliopsida, Fabales, Fabaceae. The coding region runs from base 1 to 3768 and encodes 1255 amino acids. The transcript is spliced from 27 exons. Gene Ontology annotation, molecular function: ATP hydrolysis activity; protein binding; ATP binding.
AUGGUCGAAACCAGACGCAGCAGCUCUUCCUCUUCCAAGCGCUCUCUUUCUUCCUCCUCUCCCCCCAACAACACCAAAAGAUCCAAGGUGUCAGAGGAUUCCUCAUCAACAACUGUGCCCUCCGUAGCUCCGGUCAACGAAUCUGGACCCGCCAAUGAAUCUGCCGAACCGGAGCUGCGGCCCUCUGAUCUACCCGAUACGGCGUCGUUGAAGGCCGUCGAUGGGUGUGAUGCGAUUUCGCCUGAUAAAUCUCCGUCUACACCUGUUGAGGGGGAGGCUUUGGUGUCCCCUCAGUGUCUAGGUGAAACAGCGGAGAAAUCGAAGGGGGCUGGGGCGGCGGCGGGGGCGACUGUUUCCGCGGUUGGUCGGUCCAAGAAACGCCCUACGAAAUUGAACCCCAAGGUUGCGUGGGCAAAGCUCCUUUCACAGUGUUCUCAGAAUCCUCACGUGCCCAUAAGUGAUCUUAGCUUCACUGUUGGUCAAGGUCGUAAUUGUAAUUUAUGGCUUAAAGAUCCCACUGUUGGUAAUAUGUUGUGCAAGUUGAGCCACAUAGAGCGUGGAGGCUCGUCUGUUGCAUUACUUGAAAUCACAGGGGGUAAAGGUUCUAUUCAAGUUAAUGGCAGAACACAUCGAAAGAAUACCCGUUUGAUUUUAAGUGGAGGAGAUGAGGUGGUCUUUGGUUCGUCUGGCAAGCAUGCUUACAUCUUUCAGCAGCUCACAAAUAACAAUAUUAGUCAUGCCGGUAUACCUUCUUCCGUGAGUAUUUUAGAAGCCCAGAGUGCUCCCAUAAAUGGAGCGCAAGUUGAAGCUAGAUCUGGUGACCCUUCUGCCGUUGCUGGAGCAUCAAUAUUGGCCUCUUUAUCUAAUCUUCAUAAAGACUUAUCUCUCCUUUCAUCUCCUGCUAAAAAUGGAAAGAAUGUGCAACAGAACACUGACAUUUCAUCACUACCUUCUGGCAAUGGGGAUGAUGUGCCUGACAGUGAAAUGAAGGACGCCACCAGUAAAGAUGUACCACCAUCUGGAGUUUUCUCUGCUGACAAAACUGUUCUAGCAUCCUCUAACACUGUUAAUGAAAAUCCCAGCAUUGACGCAACCGAAGACACAACUGUGGAUGCUGAUGUUGGAAAGGUAGCUGCUGCUACAUAUGAAUUGAGGCCAUUACUGCGCAUGCUUGCUGGCUCAUGUCCUGAACUUGAUUUAAGUUGUGGCAUUACUAAGAUAUUGGAAGAGCGAAGGGAAUUAAGAGAACUCCUUAAAGAUGUUGAUACCCCAACAAUAUUGGCUUCAACCAGGCGGCAGGCAUUCAAGGACAGUUUAGAACAGAGAAUUCUCAAAUCUGAGGAUAUUGAUGUCUCUUUUGAAACAUUCCCCUAUUAUCUGAGUGAUACAACAAAGAGUGUUUUGAUCGCCUCUACAUUUAUUCAUUUGAAGUGCAAUGGCUUUGCAAAAUAUGCUUCCGACCUCCCAUCAGUUUCUCCACGAAUAUUGCUAUCUGGUCCUGCAGGUUCGGAAAUAUAUCAGGAGACUUUGUGCAAGGCUCUAGCGAAGCAUUUUGGUGCCAGGCUACUGAUUGUGGAUUCUCUUUCAUUGCCCGGUGGAGCUCCUGCAAAAGAAGUAGAUUCUGCUAAAGAAAGUUCCAGACCUGAAAGGCCAUCUGUGUUUGCCAAGAGAAGUUCCCAGACUGCCACAUUACAUCACAAGAAACCAGCGUCUAGUGUUGACGCUGAAAUUAUAGGUGGAUCCACACUAAGUUCUCAAGCCAUGCUGAAGCAAGAGGUUUCCACUGCAUCGUCUAAAGGGACUACUCUUAAAGAGGGUGAUAGAGUAAAAUUUGUUGGGAACUUUCCUUCUGCCGUCUCGGCACUACCAAAUUAUCCUUCAAGGGGACCAAGCUAUGGCUCCCGGGGUAAAGUUAUGCUUGCUUUUGAAGAUAAUGGGUCUUCAAAAAUUGGGGUUAGGUUUGAUAAAUCAAUUCCAGAUGGCAAUGAUCUUGGAGGCCUUUGUGAAGAUGAUAGAGGGUUCUUUUGUUCAGCAAAUCAUUUACUAAGGGUAGAUGGCUCCGGAGGGGAUGAUACGGACAAAGUUGCAAUAAAUGAUAUCUUCGAGGUUACCUCUAAUCAGAGUAAAAGUGGUCCAUUAGUGUUGUUCAUUAAAGAUAUAGAGAAGACAAUGGUUGGGAACUAUGAAGUUUUGAAAAAUAAAUUCGAAAGCUUGCCACCAAAUGUUGUCGUUAUUGGCUCUCAUACUAUGCUUGACAGUAGAAAGGAGAAGACCCAACCUGGUGGCCUUCUGUUUACCAAGUUUGGGAGCAAUCAGACAGCACUACUCGAUCUUGCCUUCCCGGAUAACUUUAGUAGACUACAUGAUCGGAGCAAAGAAACCCCUAAAGUAAUGAAGCAACUUGGGCGCCUUUUCCCAAACAAAGUGACAAUACAGCUGCCUCAGGAUGAGAGUUUACUCUCCGAUUGGAAGCAACAAUUAGAACGUGACAUUGAAACUAUGAAAGCUCAGUCCAAUAUUGUCAGUGUUCGCACGGUUCUCAACAGGAUUGGAUUGGAUUGCCCUGACCUUGAGACUCUUUGCAUCAAAGAUCAAACCCUAGCUACUGAAAGUGUGGAGAAGAUCGUUGGCUGGGCUAUAAGUUACCAUUUUAUGCAUUCAUCUGAAGCCUCUACCAAAGAUUCUAAGCUUGUGAUAUCUGCAGAAAGCAUAAAUUAUGGGCUUAACAUUCUACAUGGCAUUCAAAAUGAGAACAAAAGCUUGAAAAAAUCACUCAAGGAUGUGGUUACUGAGAAUGAGUUUGAGAAGAAGCUGCUUGCUGAUGUUAUUCCACCAACUGAUAUUGGGGUCACAUUUGAUGAUAUUGGAGCUUUAGAAAAUGUGAAGGACACCUUGAAGGAAUUGGUUAUGCUUCCUCUUCAGAGGCCUGAAUUAUUUUGCAAAGGACAGCUCACAAAGCCUUGCAAGGGAAUAUUGCUUUUUGGCCCCCCUGGAACAGGAAAAACAAUGCUUGCAAAGGCUGUAGCUACUGAAGCUGGAGCAAAUUUCAUUAACAUUUCAAUGUCCAGCAUUACUUCAAAGUGGUUUGGUGAAGGAGAAAAAUAUGUAAAAGCAGUUUUUUCUCUGGCCAGCAAAAUUGCUCCAAGUGUUAUUUUUGUUGAUGAGGUUGAUAGUAUGCUAGGAAGACGUGAAAACCCCAGUGAGCACGAGGCUAUGCGAAAAAUGAAAAAUGAGUUUAUGGUUAAUUGGGAUGGUUUGCGUACUAAAGAUAAAGAGCGGGUACUUGUUCUUGCUGCUACAAACAGGCCUUUUGAUCUUGAUGAGGCUGUUAUUAGGCGGCUUCCAAGACGAUUGAUGGUUAAUUUGCCAGAUGCUCCAAACAGAGAAAAAAUUCUCAGAGUCAUUUUAGCGAAAGAAGAUUUAGCACCUGAUGUUGAUUUUGAAGCAAUGGCUAAUAUGACUGAUGGAUAUUCUGGGAGUGAUCUAAAGAACCUUUGUGUCACAGCAGCUCACUGCCCAAUACGAGAGAUCUUAGAGAAAGAAAAGAAGGAUAAAAGCUUAGCACUAUCUGAGAACAAACCUUUACCUGGAUUGUGUGGCAGCUCCGACAUUCGGCCUUUGAAGAUUGAUGAUUUUAGAUAUGCACAUGAGCAGGUGUGUGCGAGCGUGUCAUCAGAGUCAACAAAUAUGAAUGAACUACUCCAAUGGAAUGAUCUCUACGGAGAAGGAGGAUCAAGAAAAAUGAGAUCAUUGAGCUAUUUCAUGUAAAGGUUUCUCUGUAUAGCAUUUGUUGCUUAGGCUAUUCUUCUAUCACCACCUAAAUGGUGCAACAACAAGGUCAGCAGUGUCCUGUUGAUGUGGAAAUCCCAUCAUUGGUUCUUCUGCCUCUCUAUUGUAUUAUAUCAUCAUAGGUUUUCUUUCUCCUUUCUCCUUUUUCCAACCCUCACCAUCCUCUCCAAAUUUUUUUAUAUAUUAGUAGAAUUUGUUGACGAUUUCACCUGAGAUAAAAGCUUAAUAUAGGUUCUCUCCCUCUUAUUCUUACCCUGUUCGGGCUGUCUGUUUGUACAAUCAUGUUUUUUUCUCUCGUAAAAAUAAAAUAAAAUGAGUUUUAUUUA